AUGCAAGUCGCAGUACAUCAAGAAGAUGCUGAUAUCUUGCUCAAGCAAAAGAAUAUCCUUAAUGAGGAUGUAGUGGAAAAAUAUAGAGUUGCAGGUCAAAUUACUCAAACAGGAUUGACUUAUCUUACAUCGUUAAUCAACAAUUCAUAUCAUUUGGGCACAACUGCCAAAUUGACAAUCCAACAGCUAUGUUUAUUGACCGAUUCAUUUUUGACUGAGUUGUUAUCUCAGCAGUAUGUGAAGAAAGUUGAUGAAAAGGGUCUUGCAUCACCAACAACCAUCAAUGUAAAUGAAUUAUUGAUUGGAUUUGCACCUGAAAUCGAUGACGAAAGAGGGUUAUAUUUAAAUGAGGGAGAUGUUGUAACUGUUAGUUUGGGUGUCCAGAUUGAUGGUUAUACCUCCAAUUUGACCCAUACUUUGGUCAUUUACCCAACAAAUGCAGAAUUGAAACCAAAUGGGCCAUUGUUGGGAAAUAACGCCGAUGCCAUUUGUGCCACUCACAUUGCGACCGAGGCUGUUGUCGCAUUGCUUGGGGCUUCAUUGUCACCCGAGAAACUUCCUAACCAGCUCAAAAAUAGUGGCAAUACCAUCACUGGUACUCAAAUACGUCAACUUGUUGAUGCUGUUGCUGCUUGUUUCAAUUGUAUUGUUGUUCCUGGUUCCAAAGUGAGGAGAAUUAGAAGGUUUUUAGCUGGUCAAGCCGAGGGGAUAGUUGCUGAACGUGAUUUCAAAGGUGUUGUUUGGGAUGAAUCUCAUCAAGAAGCCAGUCUCUUGGAGCAAAGUUUGCCAUCAACACAAUCUACAGAUUUGAUUACUCAGGAUACGACAAAACCAAUCGCAACGGCUAACUCUAGUGCUAUACCAACUGAUGAAUUUGUUGUUGUUCCAGGAGAAGUUUAUCAAGUCGAUAUACGUCUAUGUGGAGUCAACUCGGAGGAAUUGGGAAUUGUUACUACUGAAGAAAUUGACCAUUUCACUGGCAAAAAUAAUAAACAGGAUUUUACUUCUAAAGCAUCAAUAUUUAUACGUGAUUUUGCCAUUGUUCAUCAAUUGAAAUUGAAAACAUCAAGAAAGCUUUUGGGUGAGAUUGACAAAUCGUUCUCCGUAUACCCAUUCAAAUUGGAUUUUGCUAGUAAAGCAUUCCCCAUCAAAGUUGAUGCAAAUGAAGACGAGAUUAGAUUACAAAUUGAUCAAUUACGAGAAGAUUUAAAGACAUUUAGAUUGGGUGCAGCUGAGUUGAGUAAUCGUCACCUUGUACAAAGUAAACCUAUUCAAAUCACCAAAUUCGUCCCAUUAAAGGAGAUUUUGCUAACUACAAAUCCAACAGGUAAGCAUGGUAUUGAUGCUGCUAAGCCAGUAUUACCAGGUAUGGAGAUUCCUUUACCUCAGUUGAACAUAUCGUCAAUCAAGUUGAAAUCUUUGUUGAAAAAAGGUCACAAUAUAUCUAAUGUUAGAGAAGCCACCACUGUGUUGAUCAAUAAUCAGACUCAAGAAGUGUUGAGAUUGAAUGGAGGAGAAUCGACUGCCAGAGUAAAUUGGAUACACUCUCAGUACAAGUUGUCAACUGAGUUGAAUACAGUGAUUACACAUUUAGUACAAUUGACUAAAGAUAGUCGUUUUGGUAUCAAAGUUAAGGAUGUAAAUCCUUACAAAUUGAUUCAAAACAGUUUGGGAGUUGAGUCAAUGCAAAUGGAUUAG
Messenger RNA from Lodderomyces parapsilosis, 1698 nucleotides. RefSeq names its product putative hydrolase (gene ARX1). Lineage: Eukaryota; Fungi; Ascomycota; Pichiomycetes; Serinales; Debaryomycetaceae. The record is from RefSeq and is a predicted model, not a curated record. The transcript has a single exon. Bases 1 to 1698 code for a protein of 565 amino acids.